This is a messenger RNA of Sipha flava (yellow sugarcane aphid), 2077 nucleotides long. Its product is annotated as glutathione hydrolase 1 proenzyme-like. Gene Ontology annotation, cellular component: plasma membrane. The transcript has 10 exons. The record is from RefSeq and is a predicted model, not a curated record. Gene Ontology annotation, molecular function: glutathione gamma-glutamate hydrolase. Gene Ontology annotation, biological process: glutathione catabolic process. The coding region runs from base 139 to 2007 and encodes 622 amino acids. NCBI's taxonomy places the organism in Eukaryota, Metazoa, Arthropoda, Insecta, Hemiptera, Aphididae.
ACUCGGUUUAGUGAUUUAUACGCUAUUGAUUUCGAAACAUCUUAGUCUAGUCAAAAUUAUAGUAUAUUUCUUAAUAAUUAUUUGUUUUCAUGUCAAUAAUUAGCUAGUUUUUCAUUCGGGAAUCGUAUUUUUGAUAAAAUGGGUACAAAUCGUUUAACGGACGAUUCAAAAUUUAAAAUCUCAACCUUCGAUGUCUCUGAUAAAACUCCAAUGCUAGGACAUUCUCAAGAGGAUGUCAAGUCAAAACUUCGAUCAAAAUAUUGCUAUUUCUUUGGAGGUCUAAUAAUAUUUAUCGCCGUAGCUGCAUUAUUCUUUGAAGUAUAUUCAGAAUAUUUCGUAGAACACCAGCUUCCCGAUCCGGAGUUUCCAUUGCCGCCGUCAUACUUGCCUAUGGGCUUAUAUAGCAAGGUCGCUGUAGUAUCAAAUGGAGGACCAUGUGCACAGAUCGGAGUGGAUGUGAUGACAAAAGGUGGAAAUGCCGUAGACGCCGCUAUUGCUACUAUAGUAUGUGACGGUGCACUAUGUCCACAUCAAAUGGGUACCGGUGGCGGCUUUAUUAUGAGUAUCUACAAUGCCACUACCAAAAAGGUGAUGGCAAUAAAUUCACGUGAAAUGGCUCCAGCUGCAGCAACUCCAACCAUGUUUGUAAGGAAUCCUGAAAGUUCUAUAAACGGAGGGUUGGCAGUUGCAAUUCCAGGUGCAUUUAAAGGCUAUGAAACUAUAUAUAAAGCUUUCGGUGGCGGGGUUUCGUGGGAAUCGUUAUUCGAGCCGACCAUAAAAUUAUGUGAAGAGGGUAUAAAAAUCAGUGAACAUCUAGAACUUACUUUGGAAACUGACGAAGCAAUGAUUAAACGUGAUCCAAUGCUCAGGAAAACAUUUAUUGAUGAAGAAACCGGACAUGGAAAGAAAAUGGGGGAAAUUUAUAAAUUACCGGAAUUAGCAAAAACUCUGAGAACCGUUGCAAAAGAAGGUGCUGAUGCAAUUUACAAUGGAUCACUAACAUCUGGUCUAGUAAAAGAUUUGAAAAAUGUCAAUGGUAUUAUAACAGAAGAAGACUUUGCUAACUACAAGGUUGAGAUAGAAGAAAGUUUUCCCGUUAAACUGAAGAAUGGGCUUACGCUGCAUGUUGGACCACCACCGGGUUCUGGUAUAAUAUUAGCCUAUAUGCUUCGAAUAUUGGAUGGUUUAAUACCAGCACCAAACCCUGGCUUAGAAGCACAUCGGUUUAUAGAAGCUUUCAAAUUUGGAUAUGGCGAAAGGACCCAUUUGGGUGAUCAUAAAUUUGUUAAUGUAUCCAGUAUUUACAAUAAAGUUAAUUCAGAUAGUUACAUAAACAGUAUACGAAGUAAAAUAUCUGAUAACUACACUUCAUCUAAUCCUAAUGAUUAUGGAGCUGAUUUUUAUAUGCCAAACAAUCAUGGAACUGCCAACAUGGCUGUUAUUGAUUCGAUAGGAAAUGCUGUUGUAUCUACUAAUACAAUAAAUACACAUUUUGGUUCUGGCUUCAUGUCUCCUAGUACCGGUAUGAUUUUAAAUAACGAAAUGAACGAUUUCUCUACUCCUGGAAUCACCAAUCAUUAUGGAAUACCUUCUUCGCCAUCCAACUUCAUUAAACCAGGGAAACGACCACAAUCGUCGAUGUGUCCAUCAAUAUUUACGAAUGAGAAUGGUGAAUUUGUUCUUGCUGCAGGAGCAGCAGGAGGUUCAAAAAUCACUAUUGCCACUGCAUAUAUAUCUGCACUUAAGAUAUGGCGUCACCAAACACUCAAACAAAUAAUCGACCAUCCUAGAUUUUACCAUCAACUUAUACCCAUGAAAGUGGUAUAUGAAUAUGGAACGACUGCAGAUGUAGUACAAAAACUAAAAAAUAUUGGUCAUCGAGUAGUCAGAUUGAAGGAUAAUGGAAAUUCGGGUGGUUCAGCAUCAUCAGCUAUUUACAAAUCUCCCGAAGGAAUUAUUGAAGCUAUGCCAGAUUUCCGUCGGCAUGGUAACUCAUCAGGAUAUUAACACAAUUAUAUUAAUUGAUUAAUAUAUAUAUAUGUACUAUGUAUGUAUUUUACUACAUAAUUAUUUAGUA